Molecule: messenger RNA, 258 nt
Organism: Paramecium tetraurelia
Lineage: Eukaryota; Ciliophora; Oligohymenophorea; Peniculida; Parameciidae
Exons: 1
Source: RefSeq, a predicted model, not a curated record
AUGUCACAUUUUGCCCAAUUAGCUUUGUUUUAAGAUAAUAAGCAAAAAUAAAAUCAAUUAUCAGGGGUCAUUAUAAAAAUGCAUUCAGUCAAAAUAAAGGAGCCUUAAUUACAUCAAAAAUACUAAAUGGUUUCCUAGGAGGUGAUAAUGGAAGUUGCUUAAGGGAUACUAUUUACACUUUAUCAGGAUAUACAUGGAGUUCCAUAGGGUAUUCAAUAAACCUUGAGAUAUUGUAAAAGUAUGAAAUAAAUACCAUGA